AUGGCUACAUCUCUUGUGUCACUCAGUGCUACUGAUGUUGAAGCUGACCGGAGGCAGAGUCUGAAGACCCUAAAGUCUCAUCUUGAGACUCUUUUAGAUCCAGAAUUACCACCGAUAAAUCCACAUUCGAGUGCUAUUGACGUAGCUAUUACAAUCGGGCCAGUGCAGGUUCAUGAUUUGGUUGAUACAACCCAAGUUCUCACACUGGGAGCCAAUGUGAUAAUGCAUUGGAAAGAUAUGGCUCUAGUUUGGAAUACAUCUGACUAUUCGGACAUCAGUAAAAUAGAGAUAUCUCCAGACAAGGUAUGGCAGCCUAAUGUGGUUUUGGCGAACAAGGCUUUUGAUGACGGUCCCUUACGGACCACAAUGCCCAUUCAGUUGACAAGUGACGGCUCACUGUCUUGGCACAAUGUCAUGACGAUUUCAGUGAUAUGCAAGACCUUCCUCUCAAGAUAUCCAUUUGAUAGCCAGAUUUGUCCAAUGACAUUUACCCCAGGAAUGGGAUAUGACAUAAUCCUGCAUCCAUUCGUCAAUUUUUUAACUCAUGGUUUGAAGGUAGACACUAAUGGAGAGUGGGAGACUGUCAACGUUACGUCCUCAACAUCAACCUUUGCCAAUGGAGGUACAUUCCAGGGUGCAAUAUUCUACGUUCAUCUGUCCAGAAAAUACUUAUUCCACAUCUUGAACCUGGUUUUCCCAAUGUGCCUACUGUCUUUCCUGAACAGCUUCGUUUUCCUUCUGCCUGCUAGCUCGGGGGAGAAGAUGGGCUUUCUCAUGGCUGUGUUUGUGUCAAACGCACUGUUCCUCAAUCUGAUCCACGAUUCCAUGCCGUCAACGUCUGAUACAGUUUCUAACCUCUCUCUCUACCUCGUCGCAAUCCAAAUCGAAGGUUUUCUCGCCGUCGCUGCCACCAUCUUGGUACAGAACGUUUACCACUGCCAGAUGAACAGGAAGGAGAGCGGUGCAAAGAUAACACAGGUUGUGCCUCAGGAUUGCCUCCAGAAUGCCAUGGCUAGACCUAUCACUGCUGAGACCCCUACCGUGCAUACGGAUCGCAAACAUGGGGAGACAAUGAAUUACUCAAAAAAGAGAAUCCCUUCACUGGACAGAAAGCUGGAUUGUGUUUUCUUUGUAUGUUUCACUGUUUUCGCCAUUGUGGGCUUAUUGUGUCUCAUUUUUGGAUAA
This is a messenger RNA of Haliotis rufescens (red abalone), 1185 nucleotides long. Its product is annotated as acetylcholine receptor subunit delta-like. The record is from RefSeq and is a predicted model, not a curated record. Lineage: Eukaryota; Metazoa; Mollusca; Gastropoda; Lepetellida; Haliotidae. Gene Ontology annotation, molecular function: neurotransmitter receptor activity; extracellular ligand-gated monoatomic ion channel activity; transmembrane signaling receptor activity. Gene Ontology annotation, cellular component: synapse; membrane; neuron projection. Gene Ontology annotation, biological process: monoatomic ion transmembrane transport; signal transduction; chemical synaptic transmission. The transcript has a single exon. The coding region runs from base 1 to 1185 and encodes 394 amino acids.